GACUGAUGCCAAUGUGGUGUGUUUACGGGCGUAAGAAAGGGCAGUCUUUACCUAAUGAGCUUUCCUUCUCUCUCUCCCUCCUCCAUUUUCAUCCUGUCUCUGCCAAAAAAAAAGACAUGAUUUUAUCAUGUUAAUUCCCUUGUUAGCAAGAUAAUGAGGUUUGGCAGGUGGCCGAUAGAAACUUGUCUAAGACAUUUUCAUUUACAGUCUCUUCCCUGCCACUCAGAAGUAGGAGGGAGUUCAUGUGCCCAGAAAGCAGGCCGGGGUCUCGGGGGCCUGGGAGAUGUUGGAGAUUUGUCCUCGGAUGCCAGUGGGCGGGAACACCGAAGCGAGUGUGCCCCAAGCCAACCAGUUGCAAAUGGGUGACAGUUUCGUGUAGAAACCCGUGGCUCUCUGCUUCUCUUCAGACCAGGAGAACCCUGGCAAGAUGCAGCUGCCCUACCCUUUUAGACACUCUGCCCUCUCUCACCUUUCCCUCCCCCAGGGCCCCUCACUUAACCCCAGAUGGAAGCUCGGGCUGCAGGCCCUGACUGAUCACGUCGUCUGGCAGGUGGAGAACAGACAGGCCCUAGAUGGCGGCUGACGCCAGGUGGGCUCUUGUCCCGCGGCUCGCCUUGCACACCGUCUUUUCUUCGGUCAUGUCCUUUAUUCUCCCUUCCCCAAACUUGGUGUUAGCAGCCUUCUUCCAGGUCUCCCGUCCAACCCCAAAGCACUAUCUUGCCCUGAGUAAGAGGCAGAGAGAAGGUGGCCUUGCGACUUUGGGGGUGGGAUUGAGACCAGAACCCAAGUUAGAACUGGCUCCCAGAAAUCCAGAUCAGUAAAUGCUGCUAAAAUGCGCCCUGUGCGAGUCUGCUGGGAAUGGGGUGGGGCAUGUGUUGGAUGGGGCGGGAUCUGCUCCGUGGAUACUGGAGACAGGCUUGCGAGGAAAGAGAAGAAACCAUAUGGGGGAAGGAUUUUGAGAGCUGUGCCAAGCCUCACAGGGAAUCUCACCCGGGAUGUGCUCUAGGUCAGUGGGGUCUUUGCACUCGCCCCUCCUGCGUUAAUGUGCCGGAGCUGUGUGACAGAAUGCCACAGGCCGCGUGUCGGAAACAACAGAAAUGUAUCUUCUCCCAGUUCUAAAGGCUGGAAGUCCGGCGUCAGGAUGUUGACAGAAAUCUUCCCGGAAGCAGUGUGAGGAAAGCAGAAGCCGCCGCCCUCCCUGGCCUGGCGAAGCCACCCGCCACCAUGCCCAAGAGAAAGGCAAAAGGCGAUGCUAAAGGUGACAAAGCCAAGGUGAAGGGUGAGCCGCAGAGGAGAUCCGCGCGGCUGUCUGCCAAACCCGCUCCCCCAAAACCGGAAGCCAGGCCUCCCAAGGCCGCUGCCAGGAAGGCCGAGAAGCGGCCCAAGGGGAGAAAGGGGAAAGCAGAGGGCGACAGGGUUGGGGACAAGGCCGGGGACAAGGCCGGGAAGAACCCGGACGCUUCCACGGCCCCGUCACAGAAAGCAGAAGGCAGCGGGGAUGCCAAAUGAAAUGUACUUUUUUCCUAACUCACCUUCUAGUGACUCUGCUGUUCGAGAUACUGUCUGUCUUCAAUCAACUUUUAUAAAAGUGUAGAACUUGGGCUCUUAUUUCCGACUUCCGCCGUUGGCAUACAAGACGCAUUGUUGUUGUCCCCCGUGGAAAGCGCAAAUCCCGCUGACAGAAUGUCUCCGGGGCCCGAUUGAAAUGGGGGGAGAUGGCGCCUGUGUCCUCACUGUUGAAGAUUAUUCUUGGUUCCCGGGAGGGGUCUCGUGUCAGCCCCCCGGGCUCAGAAGCCUUCCGGCAUGGAGAAGCAAAACCUCAUGGCUUCUCUCCUGAGGCGAGCAGCAUGCACUGGCCUUCCUGGAAUAGUCAUGACGCGGCCUUGGCACCCCCAGCCUCCUGUCGGGUGAUCACACUCAGGCCUUCUGGCCAUAGCAUCAAGAUGGCGUUGCCCCAAAGAGCCAGGAUUCCUGUGUGUAGUUGGCGGGCGAUCCCAGUGGCCAUCCUGGACUUUUUAGCUCCUCUCCCUCACGUCAGAGUUGACCCGUGAGAAGAUCUCACGUACCUCAUGCGAAAUAUCCACGCCUCCCGAGAACGUCACCUUUUCGGAAGAGCAACAGAAGACUGUUGACUUGGGGGGGGGCGGGGGGGGGGGAGUUUGAAUGUUGUCGGGUGUUGUGUGGGUUGAUUGUCACCCGUGUCCUCCUGGAAGUGGCUGGUCCUGAAAAGUAUCUUAUAAAAGCUGAAUACAUAUUAGCCUGGUGGGAGGGGGAUCAUUUCCUACCCACAGCCCUAGAGAUCUUCUUUACUGCACCUUAAACAUGGUUUUACGUUUCACACUUGUCCGCAGUCUUCUCUGCACUGAUCAGCGUGCCAAGUACGAGAUAGAAGUUCAAUAUAAUGUUUUGUCCAGGUGGAUAAGCAGUGGUCGUCGCUGCACCAUUUUCUGAAGAGUUCAUUCCUUCCCGUGGAUCCGGAACACCAGCUCUUUCGAAAAUGGAGUCUCUUGGGGGUGGGUGGGUGUGGGGCAGGGCGGGUGUGGAUUCUCUUCUGACUCACUGGUCAGUCUGCCCAACCCCACGGCAGUGCAAUAUAGUCCUGAGCACUACAGCUUUUAGAAAGAGGUCUUGGUAUCUCAGGACAAAUCUCACCUCCACCUCCAAAAUAAAAUCUCCACCAAACUUGUCUUCUUCGGGAGCAUCGUGGCCAUUCUCAGCCGUUUGCUAACGGCUUUUAGAAUUAGAUUUGCUACAACUUUUAGAAUUAGAUUGAUCAGGCCUUUUAUUUUUAAAUGUUUUUUAAUGUUUAUUCAUUUUUGAGAGACAGAGAGAGACAGAGUGUGCGUAGGGGAGGGGCAGAGAGAGAGGGAGACACAGAAUCCCAAGCAGGCUCCAGGCUCUGAGCUGUCAGCACAGAGCCUGAUGUGUGGCUCGAACUCACGAAUCGCGAGAUCGUGACCUCAGCCGACGUCGGACGCUUAGCCGACUGAGCCACCCAGGCGCCCCUAGAUUGACCAGUUCUAAAACAAAACAAAAAUGCUGGAAUUUUUAUUGGAUUUGUAUUGAAUUCAUAGACUAAUUACAAUGUUGAGUCUUCCCUUGAACAUGAUGUAGCUCUUCAUUUAUUUAACCUUUUUAAGUGUCUUUCAAUAAAGUUUUAUAAUUUUCUCCAUAAA
Neofelis nebulosa (Clouded leopard) is the source of this 3176-nucleotide messenger RNA. RefSeq names its product high mobility group nucleosomal binding domain 4 (gene HMGN4). Lineage: Eukaryota; Metazoa; Chordata; Mammalia; Carnivora; Felidae. Gene Ontology annotation, biological process: chromatin organization. Gene Ontology annotation, molecular function: nucleosomal DNA binding. The record is from RefSeq and is a predicted model, not a curated record. The transcript is spliced from 2 exons. Gene Ontology annotation, cellular component: nucleus; chromatin. The coding region runs from base 1225 to 1509 and encodes 94 amino acids.